CUGUGCAGUUUUAGAAUGGCUCGCUUUGAAGACGAUCUCCCGACCCGGUAUGGAGGCGGUGGCUCUCCAGCGGGUCAAGGCAGAGGGGCAAGCCGGCAGCCAGCCCCCCCGGUCGGACAAAGGAUGUAUAAGCAAACAAUGGCCCAAAGAGCCCGGACAAUGGCUAUAUACAACCCGAUACCCGUCAAACAGAACUGCCUCACAGUCAACCGAUCCCUUUUCAUCUUUAGCGAAGAUAAUAUUAUUCGGAAAUAUGCAAAGAAAAUAACAGAGUGGCCUCCAUUUGAAUACAUGAUUCUUGCCACCAUCAUAGCAAACUGCAUAGUUCUGGGCUUAGAGCAGCAUUUACCUGCAUUAGACAAGACCCCUAUGUCAAAGCGGCUGGAUGACACAGAACCCUACUUCAUUGGAAUAUUUUGUUUCGAGGCUGGGAUCAAGAUCAUCGCCCUAGGCUUUGCUUUUCAUAAAGGCUCCUAUCUUCGCAAUGGGUGGAAUGUAAUGGAUUUUGUUGUCGUGUUAACAGGGAUUCUCACCAUAGUGGGACCAGAUUUCGAUUUGCGGACACUCAGGGCAGUCAGAGUCUUGCGGCCACUCAAACUGGUGUCGGGAAUUCCCAGUCUCCAAGUGGUUCUGAAGUCCAUCAUGAAGGCCAUGAUACCUCUGCUUCAGAUAGGUCUUCUGCUCUUUUUUGCUAUCCUCAUGUUUGCCAUCAUCGGGCUAGAUUUCUACAUGGGGAAGUUUCACCGCGCCUGCUUCAGAAACGAUACCGGGGAACAGACAUCCGAAUUCCCCUGUGGGCCUGAGUUACCAGCGCAGACCUGUGGGGGUGACAGCAUAUGUCGAGAAUACUGGAUUGGCCCGAAUUUUGGCAUAACUAACUUUGACAACAUCCUGUUUGCUGUGCUCACUGUUUUCCAAUGUAUCACUAUGGAAGGAUGGGUGGAUAUCCUUUACAAUGCCAACGAUGCCUCAGGGAAUACCUGGAACUGGCUCUACUUCAUCCCUCUCAUCAUCAUUGGCUCUUUCUUCAUGCUCAACCUUGUUCUGGGGGUUCUUUCAGGGGAGUUUGCAAAGGAGCGAGAGCGUGUGGAGAAAAGGCAGGAGUUCCUGAAGCUGCGCAGACAACAACAGAUUGAAAGAGAGCUGACUGGGUACCUGGAGUGGAUCUGCAAGGCAGAGGAAGUUAUGCUUGCUGAGGAGGAUAAAAAUGCAGAGGAGAAUGAUGAUAGUGCCUGGUACAAGAGGAAAUGCAACAACCCAGUAUUAAAGAGAGCAAAAAAGAGCAAAAAUGACCUUAUCAGCGCAGAGGAGUGUGAAGACCAUUUCACAGACAUCUCAUCAGUCGCUCCCCAGGGUUCUCCAUUCACCCGUACAAGCGUGAAGAGCAGCAAGAACGAGAGCUCGUCGUAUUUUCGCAGAAAAGAGAAGAGGUUUCGCUUCUUCAUUCGUCGUAUGGUGAAGGCCCAGAGCUUUUACUGGACUGUACUCUGUAUAGUGGGAUUGAACACACUAUGUGUGGCUAUAGUCCACUAUGACCAGCCCGAAUGGCUCACAUACGCUCUGUAUUUGGCGGAGUUUGUGUUUCUCGGUCUGUUUCUAAUAGAGAUGAGUCUAAAGAUGUAUGGCCUCGGGCCCAGGACCUACUUUCACUCCUCAUUUAACUGCUUUGACUUUGGGGUGAUUGUAGGAAGCAUUUUCGAGGUAAUCUGGGCAGCAGUAAAACCAGGAGCUUCUUUUGGCAUCAGCGUGUUGCGAGCAUUACGUUUGUUGAGGAUAUUCAAGGUUACCAAGUAUUGGAACUCUUUGCGAAAUCUGGUGGUAUCUCUGCUCAACUCUAUGAAGUCCAUCAUCAGUCUCCUGUUCCUCCUGUUUCUCUUCAUUGUGGUAUUUGCUCUGCUGGGAAUGCAGCUCUUCGGUGGACAGUUCAAUUUUGACGACGAGACCCCGACUACCAACUUUGACACAUUUCCUGCUGCUAUUCUGACAGUGUUUCAGAUCUUGACGGGAGAGGAUUGGAACGCCGUGAUGUAUCAUGGAAUUAAAUCUCAGGGAGGAGUGCACACGGGAAUGUUCUGCUCCGUGUACUUUAUUAUCCUCACGCUGUUUGGAAACUACACCUUACUGAAUGUCUUUUUAGCCAUUGCUGUUGAUAACCUGGCUAAUGCACAAGAACUUACCAAGGAUGAGGAGGAACAAGAGGAGGCCAUCAGUAAGAAAUUGGCUUUACAGAAAGCCAAGGAAGUAAAGGAGGUCAGCCCUAUGUCGGCCGCUACCAUUUCCCUGACAGCUUUUAUAAGGCCAAAUCCUGGUGCUCUUUCAUGCAGUUCCUCCAACUCCAGCUCUCAUUCACCGAGUUAUGUCUGCUCCCCUGCACAUCACUAUUUGAGUAAGGAACAGCAACGAUCCCUAAAGAUGAUGUCCGUGUGGGAGCAACGCACCACCCAAAUCCGUAAGCACAUGCAGGCCAGCAGCGAGGCAUUGUACCAGGAGGAGCUCCACCCCCGUCUAACUUCUGAACUUCACCUUCGCCCAGACAUCAAAACUCACUUGGACCGGCCUUUGGUGGUGGAACCACGUUGUGAUGGCCCCGUAAGCCCCGGGACAGACUGGGACAAGGCCCAGAAUUUAAUGGGGGAAGUUGGCACACCAGAGGAAAGAGAUGCCCCUAUUAUCGAACCCCCACUGUCCCACCCACCACGCAAGCACCACCGUCACCGGGAGCGGACCUCCCAUGAGACCAAUGAAAAUGGUGACACUGGCCAUGGAAAAGAAGGCAGACAUCAUGUUCAUCACAGUCGCAGCAAAGAUCACGAUGGUACCCGAUAUAAAGAGGGAAAGAGUGACAGGAGCCGGAGCAGAGAGGGAGGCCAUCGACAUCAUCACCAGAGCUCGGUGGAUGAAGGAGUUGGGGAGAAGGAACAUCGUCAUCAUCACUCCCACAGACAUAACAGGGAGGGCAAUGGAGUGAUCAGCACUGGGGGCAAGUGUGAAAGGAGGUCCAGGCAUAAGGACGGCUCACGUUCAGGAACGAGGGAAGGGGAGAGGUGUUGCAGAGGGGAGAAUGGAGGUAACGGAGGGAAGAGGAGGCACAGGCCCCGCACCAGUAAAGCUCAGUCCACGCUGGAGGGGGAGGAGGAACAAGUAAAUGGAGAGAAAGAGGAGGGCAAGUCGCAAAGCCACAGCUCCAGACACAUGGACAUAGGAGGAGAUUCACUGACUGUGGACCCCCAUCAUCCCCCAGUCGGCAACAGGUGGUGCCUUAAGAAACCAGAGGAAUCAGACAACAAGCGGAACAUUGAUCAGACUGGAGGAAUGGGACCUCACAUUCCUGUAACCAUCACAUCUCCACCUGGAGAGACAUUGCUAAUACCAAUGAACAGUAUAGACAGUGAGAGCGCGCCCAUGACUGAAAAGAAUCUGGAGGAUCUAAACCAAAGUGGCCCUCGUCCCAUCCUCCCCUUCAGCUCCAUGUUCAUCUUUAACCCAACCAAUCCAGUAAGGCGUCUGUGCCACUACAUAGUGAGUUUGCGAUACUUUGAGAUGUGUAUCCUGGUUGUGAUUGCCAUGAGCAGUAUAGCUCUGGCUGCUGAGGACCCGGUCCAUGCCAAUGCAGCUCAUAACAAUGUGUUGAAGUACUUGGACUACGUCUUCACUGGUGUUUUUACAUUUGAGAUGAUCAUUAAGAUGGUGGAUUUAGGUUUAUUGCUGCAUCCCGGUUCCUACUUCAGAGAUCUGUGGAAUAUUUUGGACUUCAUCGUGGUCAGUGGUGCGCUGGUGGCGUUCGCAUUCUCAGGGACCAAGGGAAAAGACAUCAACACCAUCAAGUCCCUGAGGGUGUUGCGAGUUUUGAGGCCCCUGAAGACCAUUAAACGUCUGCCAAAACUGAAGGCCGUGUUCGACUGUGUGGUGAACUCGCUGAAGAACGUGUUGAAUAUCCUCAUUGUUUACAUCCUCUUCAUGUUCAUCUUUGCCGUCAUUGCUGUGCAGCUCUUCAAGGGCAAGUUCUUCUACUGCACAGAUGAAUCCAAAGGCCUGGAGAAAGACUGCAGGGGGCUGUUCUUGGAUUAUGAUAAGGACGAUGUGGCGGCUCAGCCCAGAGAGUGGAAGAAAUAUGAAUUCCACUAUGACAAUGUGCUUUGGGCAUUUCUCACUCUCUUCACCGUGUCCACUGGAGAAGGCUGGCCCACGGUUUUGAAGCAUUCUGUGGAUGCCACGUUUGAGGACCAAGGUCCCAGUCCAGGCUACCGGAUUGAGAUGGCCAUCUUCUACGUUGUCUACUUUGUGGUCUUCCCCUUCUUCUUCGUCAACAUUUUUGUGGCCUUAAUAAUCAUCACAUUCCAGGAACAGGGUGAUAAAGCCCUGUCAGAAUGCAGUCUGGAGAAGAAUGAGAGAGCCUGCAUCGACUUCGCAAUAAAUGCCAGGCCGCUGACCCGCUACAUGCCACAGAAGCAGCAGUCCUUUCAGUACCGCAUGUGGAAGUUUGUGGUCUCGCCACCUUUUGAGUACUCCAUCAUGAUCAUGAUUGCCCUCAACACUGUGGUCCUGAUGAUGAAGUUCUACAGGGCACCUGAGUUUUAUGAAGCAAUGCUGAAGUAUCUCAACAUCGUCUUCACUGCUCUGUUUUCAAUGGAGUGUGUCCUCAAGAUUAUCGCUUUCGGACCCUUGAAUUACCUGAAAGACGCCUGGAAUGUGUUCGACUUUGUGACUGUGCUGGGAAGCAUCACUGACAUCUUAGUCACUGAGAUUAAAGACCGUUUACUGAAUCUGAGUUUUCUGAGGCUCUUCAGAGCAGCCAGACUCAUCAAACUUCUUCGGCAGGGAUACACCAUUCGCAUCCUGCUCUGGACAUUUGUCCAGUCUUUUAAGGCCCUGCCUUAUGUUUGCCUUUUAAUCGCCAUGCUGUUUUUCAUCUAUGCCAUUAUUGGAAUGCAGGUGUUUGGGAACAUCGAGUUGAAUGAAGACACCGCCAUCAAUCAUCACAAUAACUUUCGCACUUUCCUCCAAGCGCUUAUGCUGCUGUUCAGGAGCGCAACCGGUGAGGCCUGGCACGAGAUCAUGCUGUCCUGUCUGAGCGAGCGGAUGUGCGACGAGCACUCGGGGACCCAAGGGAAGGAGUGCGGCAGCGAUUUUGCCUACUUCUACUUUGUGUCCUUCAUUUUCCUCUGCUCCUUCCUGAUGUUGAACUUGUUUGUGGCUGUCAUCAUGGACAACUUUGAGUAUCUGACACGUGACUCCUCCAUCCUGGGUCCUCACCACCUGGAUGAGUUUAUCCGAGUAUGGGCGGAGUAUGACCCGGCCGCAUGUGGCCGUAUCAAGUACCGCGAUAUGUAUGAGAUGCUGCUCCACAUGUCCCCACCGUUAGGUUUGGGAAAGAAAUGUCCUCCACGAAUCGCCUACAAGCGGCUGGUGAAAAUGAACAUGCCUAUUGCAGACGACACUACUGUGCAUUUCACGUCCACCCUGAUGGCUCUGAUCCGCACCGCCCUGGAGAUCAAACUAGCGUCAGGCAUGGUGGCCCAGCGUCUGUCAGACGCUGAACUGAAGAAGGAGCUCGCCACAGUCUGGCCCAACCUGUCUCAGAAGACUAUGGACCUGCUGGUCACGCCACACAAAUCCAAUGAGCUCACAGUGGGAAAGGUGUAUGCAGCUCUUAUGAUCUUUGAAUAUUACAAGCAGAACAGAGCCAAAAGGAUUCAGCUGCAACAACAGCAGCAGAGAGAACAGGCAGGACAUGGAUCUCAGAAUAAAGUCAGUGCUCUCCUAGAGCCCAUUCUUCCUUUAACCCACAUGCAAGAUAAGACCAUGAUCAGUGUAGAUUCCACCAAACCCAGCUCGACCACGCUCAACGGACGCACACAUCUUGACAACACCAUUAAAGGAUCUUUAUCAUGGGCCUCAGAAAAGGCAAAGGACAUCCCUAAAUCUAAAAGACGGCCAAUCUCGAGGGGCCAAUCAGAGGAAACUUCAAACGCAAACACUGCUCAGGAGUCAGUAGAAAUGAGGAAGAUGGAGAACAGUGCCAACACACCAAUUUCUGCCAACCUUGAGGUCCAAGGACGUGCAGUAUCUAUGCCAAAACUCAACGCAGAGAUGCAGAGGAGUCAUUCCCGUCAUUCUCCUGGAACUUUACUGGAACCCAUUCCAGAUUCGCCUAUGAGACGCUCGGCGUCCACUUUUGCACCCCAGCGCCCUCAGGAGGUCACUAUGAACGACUACACUGUGGAGAAACCCGUUCACGAACGACAUCACCACCAUCACCAUCAUCACAGAUGUCACCAUCGAAGAGAAAAGGAUAAGAGACAGAGAUCCCUGGACUGGUCGCCGACCGGUCACCACAAGGCUUCAGGCACGGCGGCUGACCCCGUCGAGGAGAGGGUUCACGACCGGGGUCGUUCUCACGAGAGGAAGCACCAUUCGUCAUCAGCAGACAGACAGCGGUAUUACUCCUGUGAUCGCUAUGGCAGUCGAGAACACUGUCCUAGCAAGAAUGCUGUGGCAAGCUGUGCCACCUCACCCAACGAAGCCCAGGAGGAAAAUCUUAACAAGCAGGGCAGCGGGUGGGCUAAAGGAAGCCCAGUGUUGUUGACCUCAGGGGCAAGCACUCCAAGUCGUGGGCGCAGACAGCUGCCCCAGACCCCUCUUACUCCUCGCCCCUCCGUGGCCUACAGGACUGCCAACUCCUCCCCUGUGCCCUUUCUUGGCUCUCAGACCGGCCUGCCUCCCCCGAGUCCCGGCAGGUUAAGCCGCGGGUUGUCCGAGCACAAUGCCCUGUUACACAGCGGCUCCGUCUCCAGCCUGCCGACCGCCGUCAGUCGCAUUAACUCAGAACCUUUCCUGGGCCCUCCGGAUUACACCGCAGGCCUCCAGCCCGAAGCGUAUGCUGUCUUCCAAGAGGAUCCGAACCCUCAGACAAGCCGGUCUCCUAGGACUGUAGGGAUGCCGAUUGUGGCGAUUCCUCCACCUCCACAACAGCAGUUCAGGGGGGUGCCAAACGGAUACCACUUCACCACGGGCUCCAGCAGAGGCAGGGCACGGCAGUACUACCCAGAGGCGGACGACUGGUGCUAGGAUGGUUUUAUCGUACACACUGUUUUCUCUUUUUUUACAAUCAUGAUGAGUUUUAUCAUCUCUUACGUUGUGGAUGAUGUUCAACAGAGUGUAAAUGUUUGUGUACAUGUAUUUGUUUUCUCACUGUUCAUAAAAUGUACGCUGACCGAGCAGCAGAUGUGAGAUAAAAAGGAAGAAAUCGCCUCCCUUUUUUUAACUCACAAAUUUACGAUUUAAAGUCCAAAAGCCCGACUGCACAUACAGUACAUGAACCACCUGACUUGUCACACUGUCGAAAAAGCAGAUUGUUCAUAUCGCUGCAGAUUUAACAAAUCCUAGCACAUAUCACUGUGUGUGAAAUCUUUAGAAAUACCAUAGUGUACUUUGUUAUAGAUUAAAUCGUUGUAGAUAUUUUAUCCAUUGAUUUGUAUUGUAUAGAUGAACAGUUUUACUGUACGUAAAUCGCUUAUGGCUUCACCAUAUUGUCAGGUCUAACAGUUUUUAUCGACUGCUCCAGAUGUUAUUACAAAGUGCCUAACUUUUUGAAUAUAUUGUAGUUGUGAUGCAACCUCAGCCUUUUUAGUGCUUCAACACUAGAGAGAGUGAACUGAACAAGCUGUAACCGAAACUACAAGGUGUUACGAUCGCAAGCCUUAAAAAAGCAGAUACAGUACAUUUGAUUUCACGUUAUAGGUUUUGAAUGGUAACGAGAGAAUGAUCGCUUUCGUUUUUUAAUUCUUCGAUUGACUUUUUGUACAAUUUUAGUACUCGAUUGAAAGUUGGAAAUUCCAUUACCAAAAGCAUAUAUUAGUAAGGGUUGACUAUAAAAAACUGCAGUAGUUGUAUAUUUGUCCUGAUGAGACUUUAUAACCACAGUUAUAAAAAUGCAUGUUAAAAAAAUAGUUUUCAAUCUGAUUAACUGCGGUUAUCGCGAAUGCAACAUUUACAAUGUACAUUUCCCAUCCCAAUGAAGAUGCACAGCUGAGACUAUGUUGCUGUUUCCCUUUUGUUUGAUUACAUGCAAAAAUGAGAAAUUGACUGAAAGCUGAAAAGUGCUUUGCUUGUGUAGCAGGUUGUUUGAUGUGAUUGUGUGUUGAGUUGUGUUGAGUCAGGGUCCUGGCACCAGUACAGUGGGCCGGUCUGUGUUAAGGUUAAACUUUCCCCUCCAUGGCACUCCUCCAAGCACCCAUAUACACACUCGCAGCUUUCAUUCUGCCGCCGUAACCCACCUGCCGGCUGUAUAGAAAUAUGGCCGGAUCGCUUUUAUCAGUCUGGUAAUAUGAGAGGAAUAUUUAGCCACCUUGACCGCUGAAUAGAGAAGGUGUGGCUGUCAAUGACAGAAUAAGCUGUUGUAUUGGGACGCUGUUGAGGAUGUGAGUAAUAUCAUUUGUUUUGGGCGAAUGAGCUCUCUCCAUUAUUUUACUACACUACAGUAAAAUCUCGGUCCUUUUCCUCAUCAACUGGUGUGUCAGGACCGCUGACAGCAAAUGCAUUUUCUUUGAAACUUUGUUUAUGUAGGGCUAUGCAACAAGAUGACACUUUAAAAACAUGUACUUUGUUCGUUUUGUAGCUUUACCUGCUGGGAAACCCAGAUUCAGGCUUUAGCAUGGUAGUGACCAAAUCUUUUUCAUAUAAAAAUGUCGAAAAUGUAUAUUUUAGAAUGCAUAAAGGCACAAUGAUUAAAAAGCAGAAAUCAGCAAAACACAAAUAUAUUACAAAAAUGCAAUGUUUAUGUAUGUGCAUGCACCAGAGAUGUCAAGUUUGUCAGGGGAAAUCAUUUCCAAGCAACAGUCUGAACAACUGAUAUUUUUCUACACACACUGUGGGACUGAAGGAUGUGCUGAACAUUUGCUGCUGCUGAUGUUGUUGUUGUUGCAUUGUUCAUGUGGCACAAAUCUUUGCACUGCUAGCACAUCCAUCAAUUGUUCGGCAUUGUGGAUCAAGACUGUGAUUCUGUCGAUAAACUCAUUACUUCGGCUUCCCUUUGAUUUGGAUAAACAACAUAUUAUUCACCCACCAAAUGUAUUGCCAAAAUCGGACUUGCUAUGUUCCCCUGCACCAUCCAAGCUUAACGUGGCUGUUUCCUCGGAAAGAUUAAUGUUUGCAUGGUCUACAAAAAAUGUAUGUGCAUGUUGAAAUACCCAUGGAUUAUCUUCAUACUUUUUGAUACGGUGUGUUCUUUUUUUGGUUAGAUUUUUUUAAAACGACCUUUGAUAUGAAUUGGGGAAUUUGAUGAAAAGCAAAAAAUAAAAAAGUUUAUAAAUAAAAGAGAACAGUAUUGAACUAUCUUGACAGCUCUGUUCAUGCUUACGAGCUGGGACUUUCUUUAUCUGCUACCGACUGACUGUUUGUUGCCCGAUUUCUGUUUCAUGGCCAGACUUUGAAAUCUGCAGUUGUUUCUACUACACCAUUUUGUAUGAAGCAAAGUCCUUGAAUUAAAAAAAGUACUUUUAA
Molecule: messenger RNA, 9501 nt
Organism: Misgurnus anguillicaudatus (oriental weatherfish)
Lineage: Eukaryota; Metazoa; Chordata; Actinopteri; Cypriniformes; Cobitidae
Source: RefSeq, a predicted model, not a curated record